GCGUUCUUUUUUUUGUAAAAUUUUAAUCAAUUUAUUAUUGUUUAUUGAUUAUCUGAAAAUGAUAUUUAUACGCAGUUUUAAUAUAUCUUAAAUUGCAAUGAACAAGAAUAAUGUGUGUUGCGGUUGCUUAUCUGCCGAAAGAGAAAUUAAUAAGAUUGAGGAUAUUUGUAAAAAGCAAUGUUUUAUGAAAAUAAUAAAUGAAAUACCGAUGUCCUGUAUACCAGUGGACCAUGCAGUCUGGCUGUGCUCGGAGUGUGAAGCACUGCUCGGCCGGUUCAUCAAGUUUAAAGAACAAAUUCAGCAUGCUUACAAAAUGCUACUCGACUGUACAAAGAAGAGUACGAAACAACUUAAGACAAAUGAAGCAAAAUCAGAAAAAACUCUGAAUAUACCCAAAGUAGAUAAUGAUUUCUUUAAUGAAUCGAACGAUAAAGUUAUAGACAAUGAUAAUGUAGAAAAUAUAUGUGAUAUUAAAGAAGAAAUUCAUGAAUAUGAUGAAUUUAAUAAUGAUGAUAAAGUGGAAGAUAAAAUAAAAAAGAACAAAAAAGUAGGAAGGAAGAAGAGGAAGGUGUCAUCAGAGUUGUAUAAAGAAGUGAAGCUAACACCCAAACAAUUAGAGGAGGAGAGAAGAAUUAUGAUUAUGAAUGAAGAAUAUUUGAAUGCUAUGUUCAAAUGUGAGAAGUGUAUAGUUACAUUUCCAAAUAUAGACGAUUUGAAAGAUCAUGUGCAUUUCAAACAUGAGUUGAACGCAUCAAAACACAGCUGCAAUGUCUGCGACUGUACAUUCGCGACGGAAGUAGCGUACAACUACCACGCCGGUAGACACCUACAUAGAUAUAAGUGCAAGGAGUGUGGUGAGAUGUUCAUCUGCAAGCGAGCAGUACUUAAACAUUAUGAGAAGGUACACAGUUACGGUUAUGGAAUCGAUUUAAGAUAUGAUCUGAAUGAUGACAAAGAUAAUGGACAAUUGGAACAAACAGAAGAUAGCAAUGAUAAAAGCAUAUUAGCGGGCCCGACAUUAUUCCCCUGCGAUUACUGCGAGAAAACGUUCAGAUGGAAAACUUCACUGCGCAAACACAUCGAGAGGCACACGAUAGAAAUGGGACAGAAAAGGAAACCGUACUGCGAGGCCUGUAGAUUAACGUUUAUGACAACUUCAAACCUUCAGAAACAUGUCAGGACAAGUUCCAAACACCAGGUACAGCUGAAGUUGAGAAAACUAAACGCUUCGCUCGCCGAAGAUUCAGUCACGCCAGAGAAGCAACAGGCGCACAUAGAGCAAAUCAAGACGCUGGUGAAUAAAUCAAAGCAGAAGUAUCCUUGCACGCAGUGUGACAAGAGCUUCCAAUGGCGAGGAAACCUACUGAGGCAUCUACAAAGUCACACCGCCAAGGCGAACGGCGAGCUAAUAUGUGCGCCAUGCAACCGAACGUUCUCAUCGAUUGCAACGUACAAACAGCACAUGACGAUUAGUAAGAAACAUAUCACAGAGGAUGAAUUCAAGUACAUGUGUAGCGACUGUGGCCAAAAAUUCGCCAACAAAACUCAACUACGAGAUCAUAUAAAUUGGGAGCAUUUGAAGAAUUAUGUGCAUAAGUGUCCACUUUGUCAAAAGGUGUUCAAGACUCAUACGUCACUGUACUGCCACAACCAGGUGGUGCAUCAGAAAGGUCAGGCAGAGCUCUUGUGUGACCACUGCGGGAAACAUUUCACGAACAACGCGAAACUCCGCACGCACAUAACCGCGAUACACAGCCACCAGUCCCCGUACCGGUGCGGCACAUGUUCUGCCCGGUUCAAGUGGCACUCGUGCCUGUCGCGACAUGUCAAGAGAAUACACGGGCCACUAGCUACUCGCCGGCGACGUGUUCGCCCAGACGAUGCCGGGGGUACUGAAGACGGCGGCCUUGCUGUCGACGGUGGUUUAAGUUGAUAAACGAUCACGCGUUUGUUAUACAGUUCAAAUAUAUAGAAUAGUAGCCUUUACCCGUGACUUUGUCUGCUUUUUUAGCCUAUAACAGGCCCUGUAAUCUAUUUUCAGUUGUGUGGUGAAAUGGUAAAACUGACGAAUAGACUUGCGUUAUUGUUUUUUUAAAGGACGCGAUCUCAUGUAUUUUAAUCUAUAGGAAAUUGUUUAAUAAUA
This is a messenger RNA of Achroia grisella, 2143 nucleotides long. RefSeq names its product zinc finger protein 595-like. NCBI's taxonomy places the organism in Eukaryota, Metazoa, Arthropoda, Insecta, Lepidoptera, Pyralidae. Gene Ontology annotation, molecular function: DNA-binding transcription factor activity, RNA polymerase II-specific; zinc ion binding; RNA polymerase II cis-regulatory region sequence-specific DNA binding. Gene Ontology annotation, biological process: regulation of transcription by RNA polymerase II. The record is from RefSeq and is a predicted model, not a curated record. The transcript has 13 exons. The coding region runs from base 98 to 1933 and encodes 611 amino acids.